AGCCAAAUAUCCCUCCGUGAUGUCACGGGUAAGUCUGCUGAAAUCCAACACCACCAGCUGGUUUAGAGUUGUGAUGGGGUGAAUGCGGGUCCACUCGCAUCGCUGCAAGUCGAGGCACAUAGCUGAAACCAGCGCCUGGAGGAGAAGACGCACACAAGUCAGUCUCCUGUUGUGUCCACACUGGAGACAUUCUCUGGAUCCAUCAAAGCAAUCGUGCACAGAUCUCUUGUCAAAGCGGCUUCUGAUUUUUUUUUUUUUCCCCAGCUUGCUUGUUGAACUGCUGCGCGUCUUCACUUUUGGAUAAAAACAGCCAGAUUGUCCUGCGCGCCGCAGAGCGCACCAGAUGUUUUACUUUCUGAAAAGGAAACAUCUCACCAGCGUAGUGAAAUGAAGAACUUCUGAGGUGGCCUCCACUCUCUGUCCACUGUAACGCUUCUUUUUUGGUCGUUGCCAGAGGGUUAGCCCAUGUGCAGGCAUCCCAUUGAGUGCAAUUCUAUUUUCGCCCAGAUCUCUGCUUCCUGGACAAAUGCAUACAAAUGCAUUUAGGAGCCCAACGGACAAGGAGUGGACACGUUUCCGCGGCUGCAACGUGGAACUUUCUCCUGCUCCUGUCAGUAUGUUCAGCAGUAUCUGCAAAAAACAACUACUCUGCUCAAGGAGUGGAUAUUCUUUAUCAGCUGGGACUUACAAAUCAAAGCAGAACAGACAUUUCCAGCAAUGGGACAGCGUCGCCGCAUACAACUUCCACCAAUGGUCCCCAACCUUUGAAUAUCCCAGUUCCUGGAUAUGGGGUGGUUUUCAAUGCAACAUCCCUCUAUGAGAUCCCAGCAAAUAGUCUGUUCCAUUCAGACUUUGGAGUUGAGUUUUCUUUUGUGAUUAGCCUAAGCUCCUGGCGAGCCAACAAUGCUUUUGUUUUUAGUGUCAAAGAUAGCAGGGACAGACUCCGUUUUGGCAUUCAGCUGCUUUCACAGAAGGUAAUAGUCUACACUGCAGAGAAAUCCACAAGCUACUUCAACCAUAAGUGGAAGGAUGGACAGCAGCAUGCUUUUGCUGUUGGUGUCCGAGCGCAGUCAGUGUCCUUCUAUGAGGACUGUGGAGCAGUUCAGCAACGAGAGCAGACUUUGGGGAGGUCUCAGAGACUGGGAGAAUCUGGGAAUCUCUUCACAUUGGGUAGGAUGAACUCAAAGGCAGUUCCAUUUAUUGGUAAAGUCUGCCAGUUAGACAUCUACCCUUCAGCUCAAGCUGCCGCAAACUAUUGCAACUACCUUAAAAAACAGUGCCGGCUGGCCGACACUUAUCGAUCGUCUUUUCUGGGUUCUGGUUUGGAUUUAGAAGCUAAUGACAGCCCAUCUAACCCUUCAACAAUGCCCCCUGUAGGAGUACUAGCUACCCAUCAACAACUUUCCAACAAAGUUCCAACAACAGACCAAUUGUUGCCAAGUAAUCAAGUUAACAUACAGUCUUCAACUCUGAGCCCAAGAACAGAGCUAUAUCCAAGGAAACAAGACCACAUUUUCACACUGAAACCUUCAACCUCCCCGUCCACGUUUUUGUUUGAGCCUAACAGCCUAACACAAGCAACACUAAGUAGACAAGCACAGGGCCUCACCCACAGUAGAACAUUCAGUACAACAAAAAUGGAGUUCGCCAAAGAAAGUGAACCCAAGGCAGAUACGGAUCACACAGAGAUAAGUACAAAGGAAGGGAGAAACUCUAAAAAUCUACAUGUAGAAGAUUUUACAGCCCUUACAUCUCCAAUCAUGCAAACCCAAGCAAUAGAAGGACUCAGGGACAACUUUAGGCACUCUGAUCUCGGGCCUCAACAGACUCACCGAGUUCUACAGUCUCAUCCAAAAGUCAAUGGUACCACUUUGUACAGGGAACACCAGGUGGACUCUUCAGAACAUCAUGGUCUGGACGGCAGCUACGAAGACCAGGACUAUGGAGGAUAUGAUUAUGGAUUUGAGGAGCCAGAAAUAUUUUAUGAGUAUGAAGAUGGUUUGAAUGGUCCCAAAGGAGAGCCAGGCCCUCCGGGUCCUCCUGGUCCCCCUGGUUUACCUGGUCCUCCUGGAAAGAGAGGUUCUAGGGGUCCACCUGGUCCACAAGGAAAACCUGGACAACCUGGACCACCUGGUCCAAAGGGGUCAAAAGGGGAUCCAGGGCUUUCUCCAGGCCAGGCUCCACCUGGACAAAAGGGUGACAGAGGUCCACCCGGCCCACCUGGACCUAAGGGAUUUCCAGGACCACCGGGUCCUAAAGGUUAUCAAGGUGAACCUGGCCCACCAGGGGAACAAGGCAUACCAGGACCUCCAGGGGAGUCAGGAGCUGCAGGUUACCCUGGCAGGCAGGGCUUAGCUGGGCCAGAAGGUAGCCCUGGACCUAAAGGUGUACGUGGUCCUAAAGGUUAUCAAGGUGAACCUGGCCCACCAGGGGAACAAGGCAUACCAGGACCUCCAGGGGAGUCAGGAGCUGCAGGUUACCCUGGCAGGCAGGGCUUAGCUGGGCCAGAAGGUAGCCCUGGACCUAAAGGUGUACGUGGUUUCAUUGGGCUUCCUGGCGUUUCUGGUCCACCAGGGCUGGAGGGCGAGAAAGGCAUUCCUGGUCCUGUUGGAAAACCUGGACCCAAAGGAAUACACGGUGUGGUAGGAGAUGUAGGAGAGAGGGGAAGUCCUGGUCCAGAUGGCAACCAGGGGCCUGUUGGUGGGUCUGGUAUUACUGGCUUUCCUGGUUUGAGGGGGGAUCCUGGACCAGAAGGACUAAGAGGACUGCCUGGUAUGACAGGACCUCAGGGACCAGCAGGACACGUCGGGCUGCCUGGAUUGAAAGGUGAUAAGGGUGAAGUGGGUCAAAGGGGUGAGCCAGGAGAGAUGGGCUUCCAAGGUGACAAGGGUGCUGUUGGUGCUCCUGGUCCAACUGGACCCAGAGGGAAACCAGGGCCACCGGGUAGAAUUGGAGACAUUGGGAUACAAGGACCACCUGGGCCACCAGGACCAGAGGGCUUUCCUGGAGACAUUGGUGUACCAGGCCCCAAUGGCCCACCAGGACCAAAGGGUUUACAAGGUCCGAGAGGACCCCAAGGCCCGCCAGGCCCAAAAGGAGUACAGGGAGAGAAAGGGGACACCGGAGGUGUUGGAAAAAUCGGACCACCGGGUCCAGUUGGCCUAAUUGGGAUAGCUGGGGUAAUGGGAGUUCCUGGUGAAAAGGGUGACCGGGGGCCACCAGGUCCUACAGGUCCUGUUGGAGAAAAGGGGCCCAUGGGUUACCCAGGAUCACCGGGAAGUCCUGGGGAUAUUGGCAUGCAAGGUUUACCUGGUCCACAGGGACAGAGGGGCAGUCCAGGAAUCGCUGGGCCUAAAGGGAGAAGGGGGCCCAGUGGUCCAGAUGGCGCAACAGGAGAACCGGGACCUGAGGGCUCCAAGGGUGAAAAGGGUGAUUCUGGAACAAAAGGAGAACCAGGAUUCAUAGGCAAAGCUGGCGUUCCCGGAGAAAGAGGGCUUCCUGGAAAGCCCGGUAAGCCAGGUAUUCCAGGGGGCACUGGUGAGAGGGGACCUCAAGGGGAACCAGGACCUAAAGGGCCCACUGGGGAGCCAGGACCUAGUGGAGAGCAGGGACUUGAAGGUAUUCCAGGCAAAGAGGGAGGACCAGGUGCCAUUGGAGAGCCAGGUUUAAAGGGUGACAUUGGGCUUCCAGGGGCUGAAGGGGAACAGGGACAGGAGGGAAUCCGAGUGAGUGAUUGAAAUAAUAUGCUUUUU
This is a messenger RNA of Cyprinodon variegatus (sheepshead minnow), 3752 nucleotides long. RefSeq names its product collagen alpha-1(XXIV) chain-like (gene col24a1). Bases 537 to 3737 code for a protein of 1066 amino acids. NCBI's taxonomy places the organism in Eukaryota, Metazoa, Chordata, Actinopteri, Cyprinodontiformes, Cyprinodontidae. The transcript has 36 exons. The record is from RefSeq and is a predicted model, not a curated record.